AUGUCGGCAGCGACGAGCGCAAUGGCGUCCAUCCACCAGGACAUCACAAACUACCUCUCUGCCACGCCGGCGGCCGCAGUAAAGUACGGCGACGUGCAGGUGCACCUGGGGUGGAAGAUCGCGAAGGCGGCGGACCUGGGCGCGUCGAUGGGCGAGAUCAAGAAGUUUGUCAAGUGGAAGGUGGAUGCACAUAACCGGCAGGUUGCGCGGGACUCUGGCGCGGCGGUGGUGCUGGCGGCGGGGGAUUCGGCGCUGUCAUCGUCGGAGUGGGAGAGUGGUGGGGAGGUUGGGGGGAGUAGGAGGAGAUUUGAGGGCGCGGCGAUCAGUAGAAGGAAGAGGAAUGUGGGUGAGAAUAUCGCGAGCGGGUUUGGGGGCGGGUAUGUGUUGGGCGUGGAGAAUCGGAGAUGGGCGGUUUGGGGUCUGGCGGUGGCGGUGGUGGUGUAUUUCUUUGCCGGGGCGGUGGUGGAGAGCGUCGGUGAUGCUAUCGACGAUGUGGUGGAUUACGUCGAAGACAUCGACGCCGACACCUUCCUUGACCCUCUCCGCGCGGUAGCCAGCUUCUUCGCCGCCAUCAUCCAUGCCAUCAUCGCAGGCCCAAAAGCAAUCCUCGCGGCCGUAACACUGCUCACCCGCAUCGACACAACCCAGUUCCUGACGGCCUUGCUCUUCCCCAUGACGAGCAUCGGGCCCGUCUCGCACCAGUUCUACUACGUCCUGCUCUCCGCGUACGCACUCCUCUUUGCCCGCUACCUGCGGCACGAGGACCUUAUGCUGCACGAGCACCUUGCCGACAGCCCGCUGUUCUCGCAGCUGUUUAGGCCCGGCUUUGUGGCGUACAUGGUUGUGCACCUCCUCACCGCGUCUCUGAGCCCCGUGUUAGGGCCAGACGCACUGUUGCUACAUGCCGGCGAGGGGUUGCGGGCGUGGGGGGAGGAGGGGCUCCGCGCGAAGUUGGGGCUGGCAGGAGGGCAGUGGGGGUGUGGGGUAGUGGAAGUGUGCCCGAUGUGGUAUUUUGGUGGUGAAGCUGCCGGGACGGUGGGGGAUUUGGCGGGGGAUGAUGUCGGUGCUGCGGUUACGAUGGUUAUGAGGGUGUUGUUGCUGGGCGUGUUGGUGGCUGGCGGGCUGGACCGGUGGUGGGCGAGGAGGGAGAUUAAGGGUGUGAGGGUUUAA
Messenger RNA from Morchella importuna, 1170 nucleotides. RefSeq lists its product as uncharacterized. The coding region runs from base 1 to 1170 and encodes 389 amino acids. The transcript has a single exon. Lineage: Eukaryota; Fungi; Ascomycota; Pezizomycetes; Pezizales; Morchellaceae. The record is from RefSeq and is a predicted model, not a curated record.